This is a messenger RNA of Trypanosoma brucei brucei TREU927, 1689 nucleotides long. RefSeq lists its product as hypothetical. Bases 1 to 1689 code for a protein of 562 amino acids. Lineage: Eukaryota; Euglenozoa; Kinetoplastea; Trypanosomatida; Trypanosomatidae. The record is from RefSeq and is a predicted model, not a curated record. The transcript has a single exon.
AUGACCGCUGUUGGGGGCCACGAGGCCGAAGUACUGAGGCUUGAGCCCGCAGCUGAUGCUGAAAAUGCCGCGGCGGAGGUUGCUUGUAGCGCAGCAGCGAGAUGUACCUCUACACCUGAGACGGAAAGCAAACAUCUCACACCCGAGACCUUAGACAGUGCACCGAGCACCGCUUACGGAAGUGUUGGUUUCAAGGGGAAUAUGAAAAUGGCCUUGACGCUACCCGGAGGUCCCCCCGUAUCGAGAGGUCGCCGCGGUUCGGCUCUUUCAUGCCGUGGCAGGAGGUCCCAGUCGUCGAAGUCACCCCGCUCCACGACGGGAAGCCAAGCGGCUUCUGUCAAAGGUGGAAACUGGCUACUGGGAACGCAACCACGUGUGGUAGGUUUGGGCACAACGGGGCUCUUUGAAAACGAAAAGAAGGAAGCGGAUGUGCCAGAGGGUGCGAGUGCGAUGAUUAACGGGCAGUUGAUUGUGGCACCGCCAUGUUGUAUCCGGCGGCUUCGGGACCUCGCUAUGUGGCGUGACCGGCAUCGGGACUUUAUUGCCGCCUUCCGCGCGCAGGACCCUCUCGAGCGUGUUAGUACCCACCGCCGGCAGCAGCGGCUGUUUGAAGAAAGGCACCGCCAGCAGGAAAAGGAGUACGCCGAUGAGGUUGGCCGCAUAAGACAGCGCGGAAAGUGGUUAAACAAGAUGUCACAACCGGCCGAUGCGGAAAGGCAGCAGUGGCUCAAAUCCCGGCGUGAGGCGUUGCAGGCGGGUCGUGAAGAAGUAGUGCUGAACAACAUGAAGAAGGGCGCGGAAAUCCGAGAGAAUAUUGCAAAGCAGCUGGUGGUGGUUAAGCAGGUGAAGCAACGACGAGAACUAACGGCGCGGAGUGCCGCGCGCCAGGAGCGUGACCUUCAAGGUGCCAGGAAGGAGGAGAUCCUCUCUAGCAUUUUGGAGCGAACGAAGGUUGCGCGCAACGACCGAGAUACGUGGCGUGAGUUUAUCCAAGAGUUUAAGAAUGAAGAAGAUAAAAUUAGACGGCAGUACCUAGACCAGUUGCGUUGCCGUGUCUUAACGAAAAGCCCCAGCGACUACCGUGACAACGAUGGGGGCUUUACACCGAUGAUCAGACCCCCUAGCGCCCCAACAGGCGACAGCGACAAACAGCAGUUUGACGGCACCCAGCGCUCUAUUGCAACUGCACGCCAGAGUACCAAUGACGGGGUGUUUCGUCGUCAGUUUCUCGCGGAAUUGCAGCAACAACGACUUGAGGGAGCCCGUGCAGCUGCGGACGUGGUUCGCGGUGAGCGCAGCAAAGCUAGACGCGAUGAGGCGCUUCGCGGCAAUUGCGACCGUGCGGAGAACCUUCGAGGGGAAAAGGGUAUGCUACAGGAACGGAAGCAGCAAUUGGAUAAAGAGAGGUGGCAGGCCUAUACCUUGUUGAGGGAGGAGCAUGCACUUGAGAAGAAGCAAAAGGAAGAGGCGGUUCAGCGGAUGUUGGACGAGAAGCGAGAAAGCGCCGCGGCUAUUAGAAUGGCCAGUCAGUGGAAGGAAGCAGAGCAUCGAUUACACGAGCAGGAAUUGCGGCAGAAAUUGAGGGAGCGUGCCGCGUAUGCACGAAGUUGCUCCUCCCGCGGGCAGACGCCGUCUUCAGUGAAGAGAACUCAGCAACAUAAUUGGCAGGUGCCGGCAAUAGUGUCCUAA